Molecule: messenger RNA, 1192 nt
Organism: Hypomesus transpacificus
Lineage: Eukaryota; Metazoa; Chordata; Actinopteri; Osmeriformes; Osmeridae
Product: B2 bradykinin receptor
Exons: 3
Coding region: 92-1192 (366 amino acids)
Biological process (GO): smooth muscle contraction; G protein-coupled receptor signaling pathway; neutrophil chemotaxis
Cellular component (GO): membrane
Molecular function (GO): bradykinin receptor activity
Source: RefSeq, a predicted model, not a curated record
GUUCAGAAGAGGCAGGACUUCCAUGAUAGUACAUCUGGAGCAGGCAGAGCACAUCUAAUCCGAGAGCACAUAACUGGUGAUAAGUUUUCCCAUGGCUCUGAACAUGACGAUGUCGAUGUUCCCCACGUUGAAUCCCGAUGUGGACCCCUGCAGUAACUACACUGCAGCCUGGCUGUGGCUCCACUCCAUGCAACCAGCCUACAUAGUACUGAUCUGUGUGGUGGGGAUGGUGGGAAACGGUCUGGUCCUCUGUGUCCUGUGCCUGCAGAGAAAACCCUGCACCGUAGCUGAUAUUUAUCUGGGAAACCUGGCCACUGCAGAUCUAGUUAUGGUCUCCUGUUUGCCCUUCUGGGCAGACACCAUCGCUCAUGGCUACCACUGGACCUUUGGUGAGGCGCUCUGCAAGCUGGUCAACGUGGCCAUCUCCAUGAACUACUACUGCAGUGUUCUGUUCCUAGUCUUGGUCAGUGUGGACCGCUACCUGGCUCUAGUGUGCCCAAUGUCUCCCAGCAGACUGAGGAGGGCCGCCUGGGCCAAGCGCAUCUGCCCAGGCAUCUGGCUCCUGGGCUUCCUGCUCAGCUUCCCUGUGCUGCUGUUCCGUAAGGUCAGCUACGUGUCAGACCCGGGAGUGGACGCCUGCUUCCUGGCCUACCCUCACCCAAGCUGGACGGUCCAGCACAACCUCACCAGGAAUAUACUGGGCUUCCUGGUCCCAGUGUCGGUGGUCACCUACUGCAGUCGGCACAUCAUCAAGGCCCUUAAGGAAGGUCAAACUAAAAAACUUCCAGGAGUGAGAGCGGAGAGAAAGGCCACAUACCUGGUGCUUGCUGUCCUUGUGGUCUUUCUAAUUAGCUGGACUCCCUUCCAGAUGUUUGUUUUCCUGGACACUCUGGAUUACUUCCAGCUCACUCCGGGGUGCCUUUGGGGUCACUUCCUGGACAUUGGGAUCCAGCUGUCUACCUACCUGGCAUACACCAACAGCUCAGUCAACCCCUUCCUCUAUGUGAUAGUGGGGAAACAAUUCAGGAAAAGGGCUAAAGAGGUAUUUAAGACAAUCUUGAACCCAUCCUUGAGAAACCAAACUUUUAUGACUGGCAAUUUCACCUCCAUUGACUGCAAUUACGAGUACAUCUGGUUCCGUAUUGUAAAGAGGUUUCUCAAAGCAAAUAGCCCAUUUGGUUUUCUAGAAUAG